UGUUACGUUUGUUUAAGCUCUUCAGCUGAUCAACCAGAAGAAGUACUGCUCAGUGCAGGAGAGAAACUCUCUCGGAGGAUGGAGUUUUUCAUAGGAAACCCUUUUUCUACACCUGUGGGUCAACUUAUAGAACAUGCCACCAGUUCUUCUCUCCCGUCAGAAGACUGGGGCCUCAACAUGGAGAUCUGUGACAUAGUAAAUGAAACAGAGGACGGGCCUAAAGAUGCAGUCAGAGCAAUAAAGAAGAGGAUCUUGGGAAAUAGGAAUUUUAAAGAGGUCAUGCUAGCUUUGAGUGUGUUGGAGGCCUGUGUUAAGAAUUGCUGCCACAAAUUUCACGUCUACGUGUCCACCAGAGACUUUGUGGAGAAUGUUUUAGUGCAAACCCUACUGCCUAAAAAUAACCCUCCGAUGAUUCUUCAGAACAGAGUGCUAAGCAUGAUACAGGCGUGGUCCGAUGCCUUUCGUAGUUCUCCAGAUCUGACGGGUGUUGUGACCGUGUAUGAGGAUCUCAGGAGGAGAGGUGUGGAGUUUCCUGUGACAGAACUGAAUGGAUAUUCCCCUAUUCACACUCCCAACAGGAGCGUUGACUCCAUGUCUCCGGUAACAGCGCAUGCAGAACAGCACACAGUCAAAUCAUCACAGCCACAGAAUACAGAGACUCCCCUCACACUGUCACCUCAACAGAGUAAGCAGUUGAAGGCCGAACUGGAGAUGGUACGAAAUAAUCUUUCGGUGAUGUCAGACAUGAUGUCACAGAUGGAGCCCGGAAGCGUUCAGCAAUCCGACACAGAACUGCUGCAGCAGCUCUACUCCAUGUGCAAGCAUAUGCAGGGCCGAAUGGUCGACCUCAUACCCAGACUGACAGACGAAAAACUUACAGAGCAGUUACUAAUGGUCAAUGAUGACAUGAACACUACCUUUGCACAAUAUCACAGAUUUGAAAGACAUCUCAACAUACAGAGCAAUGCACAAUCUAGCCCAGCUUACACAAACCUCAUUGACCUCGGUGCUGCUUCGGAAACUCUUAACCAAUCGAAGGCAGCAAAUAGUGCUCAUUGUGCAGUCAGCCAAUCAACUGUCAACAUACUGUCCAAUCAGAUGGCAGGGUUAAGUACAAAGGCAGAUGUAAACAAACACAGCUCGCUGCAAAAAAGUCCAGAAACCUCAUCAGCACUUGGGGGAUUGGAUGCUACACAAAUAAAGCGACAGGACAUUGGAGCGGAUGAAAGUCUAGACUCCACCUCCCUCAGCAGCUCACCUCAAUUUCAUUGGAUGGUUGAAAAGGGAAUGAUCCCUGUCGAUCAGAGUGAAGUGAUGGAUGACAUUGAACGAUGGCUUGAUGUGGAUAAUCAAGAUGACUUCGAGGGAGUGACAAGUGAAGAGUUUGAUAAAUUCCUUGCAGAAAGAGCAAAAGCAGCUGAUCGUCUUCCGUCAGCAACGAUGUCGCUCCACGACCCCGGCCAUUCGCAACCAUAGCUCUGAGCUGGAUUUACAUCUCUAGAGCAGCAAUUAACCUGUUAACAAUGUCCAAUAUUGUAGAACGCACACAGACUGUCAGUUUAUUUCCAUUUGCUUACUUUUCAGUUUGUUUAUAGCAGUUUUGGUUCAUCCCUUACCAUGUUCUGUCUCUAUCAAACUUAAUAAAUCUAAGCUCUAGGUGCAGGUGAUGAUGGAGAUGUUUAAUCUAGUUCUGAUUUUGCACAUGUAUCAAAUUAUGAAAUGUGUUUUAUAACUAGACACUAAUUUCUGUGGUACAGAAACCACUUUAAAUGAUGAAGAAUGGUCCCAUGGUGAAGAACUCCUUAUUGAUCUUUAGUAAAGAUCUUGAUUAAUGAGCUUAAAGCUGUUAAUGUAUAUACACUAAAUCUAUAAAACUGUUUUGAAUGAGGUGGUCCUACAGUGAGAAAGAUAAUAUUUGUAGGUUACAUAUUUUUAGCAGACUGCUGUCAGUAGGAAUGUUUGUGUUUGUAAUAAUGACUAAUUAAAAACCUUAAACAUCAUGUUAGUUAUGUUAAAGUUAAAUAAAGGUUAUUUGGAAAUAAUU
Myxocyprinus asiaticus (Chinese sucker) is the source of this 2044-nucleotide messenger RNA. RefSeq names its product target of Myb1 membrane trafficking protein-like. The record is from RefSeq and is a predicted model, not a curated record. The coding region runs from base 79 to 1476 and encodes 465 amino acids. Gene Ontology annotation, cellular component: membrane; endosome. Gene Ontology annotation, biological process: signal transduction. The transcript has 16 exons. Gene Ontology annotation, molecular function: ubiquitin binding; phosphatidylinositol binding; clathrin binding. Lineage: Eukaryota; Metazoa; Chordata; Actinopteri; Cypriniformes; Catostomidae.